This is a messenger RNA of Rotaria sp. Silwood1, 456 nucleotides long. NCBI's taxonomy places the organism in Eukaryota, Metazoa, Rotifera, Eurotatoria, Philodinida, Philodinidae. The record is from the annotation of a GenBank genome assembly.
AUGGAACAACCCGAACAUUAUUCUGAACAUGAAUUAUCUUCAUCAUUACAAUUUGAUUCAACACAUGACGAAACAACAAUUUCUUCAGUUAGUUCGCAACAAUCUGAUUGCAGCGAACAUGAUGAUACUACUCAACGUAAAACAAGAAAAAGUGGUGGUCCUGCUGGCAAAUUAGCACGUUUUGGAAACAAACAAGUGAUUAAAUACUCAGAUGAAUAUCAUAGUCGACGUGUAAAAAAUAAUGAAGCUGUGAAGAAAAGUCGAAUGAAAGCCAAAGAAAAACAAAAAACAACUGAAGUACAAAUGAAUAAAUUAACAGAUGAAAAUCGUUUGUUAAAUGAUCGUGUAGAUUUAUUAAUGCAAGAAUUACAAGUAUUACGAUCACUCUACAAAGGACUUAAACAAGACUCAACAAUGGAAAGUGGUCGACCAUUGGAACGAAUUAUUGCACCUUGA